Molecule: messenger RNA, 5270 nt
Organism: Trematomus bernacchii (emerald rockcod)
Lineage: Eukaryota; Metazoa; Chordata; Actinopteri; Perciformes; Nototheniidae
Gene: spag5
Product: sperm associated antigen 5
Exons: 25
Coding region: 118-5088 (1656 amino acids)
Biological process (GO): regulation of attachment of spindle microtubules to kinetochore; cell division
Source: RefSeq, a predicted model, not a curated record
UUUGUGUUUUGAACAAAACGCGGUUGAUGGCUGAUCGACGCUAAAUGUUUAUUUACCGUAGCUUUUGCAACGUUUUGUUGGUGAAAGUUGAAAGUUGUAAAUAAGUCUUCCGGUGCAAUGUCAUCCAGGAAGAGUUCCAGUGGGGAAGGCUCGUCUUCAAGCAGAUGUGGAGAGCGUACCCCUCUGAGAAGUCUGCAGAAUGAAAAUCUGCAUCUGUCAACUCCAUCCUCCAGACUCAAAUCAAAACCGCUGACUGAUGUUGUGAAACUGACUAAGGGUGAUGGCCCUCUCUGUGAUCCAGAGCCCCACUUGCAAUCUUCUCCAUCCACAAAAGGGAUUCAUAUCAAUGCUCCCACUACUGAUUUAUCAACUACUGAGUCAGCUUGUGGACUUGGAGAUGUUACAUUUAAAUCUUUCAUCUGUCCUGGUGGUGAGGUUGAGCUUGCAAGCUCCUUUGUGUGUGCAGAAGAUAGUAUUGUUCUGCCCAAGGAUCAGGCUAUGACAACCAUUCAUGAAACGGAAGAUACCAUCCUCUCUGACAGUAUAGCGGUUCAGUCAUGCAGUGACCACAUCGAACACGCCUAUUACAAUCCUGAGGUUAUAGAUGCUUCCUUGGUUGACAAUGAAGCAUCAUGUCCCUGUGAAAUUUCCAACACUAAUCUAACCUCUGGAGACUUGGAUGAUGGAUGUGCUACACAAGAUGUCCGAGCUUUUCAGGGUGACUGCUGUGGGAAGAAUGGUGUCACUUGGAAAUCCUUUGUCUGUGAUGGCGGUGAGGUGGAAGUGGCUGAUGUCACCAGACUACAAGAUGCGACCAUUCCUCUGCCAAAUGACCAGCCUGGUGAACCUUUGCAAGAUGACGGUGUGAAUUCACCAGAUCUCUCUAAGUGUGGCGAGCUGUGUCCAGUAGAUCAUGCCGAUCAUUUCUACUUUAGCAGAGAAAACUGCAUUCCUGUCAGCACCACUUUCUUUGAAAUAACAAACGGUCCUGAACAGCCUGCUGAUGGACAGAAUGAUGUGACCUUCAAAUCAUUUAACUGCACUGGAGGUAUGGUUGAAAUUUGUGAUGGCACCAAACUUGCAGAUGAGACUAUUCCUCUUCCAGUUAACCAAACGGCUACCGGCAGUGAGUCAUACAAUUAUGGCAUGAAUCCAAACAUGGUAACUUAUGAAGAAGAUGCCAAAAACAGUAGUGAUCAUUUAGAUCACCCAUACUAUGAUAUUGAAAAUAACUCAUUCAGGGGACCGUUACCUUUCAGCCUUGAUGAUGUUGAUGAAGUAAAACAGGUUAGUUUGGUGGUACCUGAUGGUCAGACUGGGAGUCAAGAGGCUAUUAGUCUCAGCUCUUUCAUCAAUGCCAGAAGUGACGGAGAAAUAUCAGACAUCACCGAAUUGUCUCAGAAACCUUCCCCCCUUACUGACGACCAGGCUGUGAUUGGCCAGCCCCUGGAUGACAUCAGUGAACCUCCUGCCAUGACACAGGAUCAGCUUCAAGAUGAACUACCAUACAGCCAUGUGGAAAAUGAUGAAGUUGUGGUCAAUGCUGACUUACUAGCUAUCAGUUCAUCUUCCCUGACUAACGCAUCUCUAGAGUUGAAAGAAACAUCUAAAAAGGACUCAAUGCAUUCUGAGGACAGUGCGUUGCCUUCAAUGCUGCAUAAAAAUCAGUCUUCUGAUUGCAGCCAUCCUGAGGCUUCUGCAGAGAGACCUACACCCGUAGAAGAGCAUGUGGAACACGUCUCUCAUGUGCAAAUCAGCAGUAAACUCAAUGGAUGCAGUGAAGAAAAAGACAGUGCUCUUGGUUCAUCUGGAACUGAACCAGAAAAACCUCAGCUAAAAAACAUACCUGAAAUAUUCAGAGUGCGGUCAGAGUUUGAGUCAGGAACAUUGCCUUUUCAGUUUGGGUUGCUCAGUCCUGUUGUAAAGAGAGCCUCUCUCGCUGUAUUUAAGGCCUUCAAGGUUCCUGCUUUGGACCAAUUGUUUGCUGAGGAUCCAGCUCUUGAGGGUGAAAAGAGCUUGGUUGCUCCAUUUAACGUCGACCCUGCUUUGUUUUGGACAGAACAAAUGGAGAGCCCCAUGCCGUGUCCUCUGUUUAACUCUACAGUGCUUGGUUGCAAGCCCCAGCCAAAACCAGUCCCUGAGCCAGUUAAGGAAAUGGAUGCAAAGCCUUCUGCUGUGCCUCAGUCUGAAGUAGAGAAGCCAGCUGUGGAAUUCCCCCUGAUUCCAGACGGUCCCCUUCAGCAGCAGCUUCGGCAGAUGGCAGAGUUCCUUUUCUUAGCAUCAAAGAAGAUGUGUCCUGCUGCUGUCUCUGCUUUCUCUACUCCUGCUGAUGCUGUCACAGUCCCAUCGGCAAAAGCUACUCCUGCAGAAUCCCACGGUGUCUGUGUGGGCACCACUCCUGUUAAAUGGUUAGACCACAGCGUCAAUACAUCUGGCCAAUUUGAGAGGAAGAGGAUCUUCACUGUGGCUGAUUCCUGCACUCUGACUGACCCUAUCCUGUGGAACCUCCCCCCAGGCAGCCUUGAGGGUCUCUCACGACAAGAGCUGGAGCAGAGGUUAAGGUCAAGCAUGAUCAUGGUGGAGGCUCUUGUGCAGCAGUUGGAUGCAGCCAGAGCAAAUGGAUGUUCUUCUGCAGGCCCUCCACCUUCAGACCUCAGGGAGAAACAAGUGCAGACGGACCACACUGAACUGAGCCAGACAACAAUGUUAAGAGACCUAUAUUUGGAGGCUCUGAACAGGAUUGGUGAGUUGGAGUUGGACAGGAGUUCUCUACAGGACCUCACCCAGUGUAUGCAGGACAUGCGGGUCACCAUGACUUCUUUGAGUAGUGACACAGAUGCCGCUCUCUCUAACAUGAAGAAGAUGGGAGACGUUGUCAGAGAUGACCACCAGAGCCUUGUUUCACAUUACGGUCAGAUGAGGUCUCUCUUUGAGAAAACAAAGACGACGCAGACAAAAAUGAUGCAGAAGGUCAAAGAUGCUCUUCACCAAAGAGAUGACAUGAGGGCACAGAUGGAGGAGGCCUUCACAGCCAAGGAGGCGGCCUUCAGUGUGAUGGAGCAGCUGAGGACUCACUGUUCCUCAGAAAUCUCCGAGCUGGAGAGGGUUGUGGGGUCUCAGCAAGAACUGUCAGCUGCCCUAGCCCAGACUUAUCCAGAACAGGUUGCAUUAAACAAGGCCUACAAUGAAAUGCUCAAUUCUGCGUCUGAUGUUUUGUCCACAACCAUGGAGGAACAUUCCAGUUUGAUGCAAGAACUCUCUACAGUCAGAGGCCUUCUGCAGAAAUCUGUUCCGAUGCUUCUGAUGCUGAAUGAGAAGGCAGCUGCUGCUUUGAUAGAGAGGGACGAACACUUCUCUGCCAGAGAGCAAGCGGUUGAAGAGCGAGAGCAGAUUGAAGACGAAUUAAACAAAGCAAACAUGAUUCUACAAACGGCCAGAGAACAGAUUGGUGAUUUAAAUCUGCAGGUGACGAUUCUGACCUCAGAAAUGGGUGUGUUGCGUCAGAAGCUAACAGAAAGAGAGGAUGAGAGGGGUCUGCUGGAGAGGCAGGUGACGGAGCUGUCGGCCACAGUUUCCUCCACAUUGGCCUCCUACACCUUCCUGGAGCAGGCCCUUGCUUCACAGAGUACAAAGUUGCAGCAGUCAUGGAGAGACAUCCAGCAAGCCAAGGACAGAGCAAACGGGUUGGAGGCGUCUCUGGGUCAGUCGGAGCAGCGAGUGUGUGAGUUAUCUCAGGCUCUGACUCAGAGUGAGGAGCAGCUCAGCCAGCUGCAGGUCCUCUCUCAGUCCCAGAGCGUGCAGAUCCAGCAGCUCCAGGAUGUUUGCACACAGCUCAGUGGUGUGCGGGAGAUGAACGAGUUCUUACAGAUGGAGAAUGAGUUGACGAGGGAGCAGAUGGAUGAAAGUGAACGGUUGCUGAGUGCCAACCUGCAGGCUCUGCGGCAGAGGAACAUAAAGUGUGAGGACCUGAAUGGAGAGCUUAGUCAACUUCAGUUUGAGAAGAGGAGCUUGCACGAGGAGCUGGAAACCACAAAGUCCAGAGCCGGUGCCACGCAGCUGGAGCUUAGACAGAAACUGGCAGACGCGGUCACUGAAAUCACUUUGCUGCAUCACACACUGAGGGGACUGACCAAUGAACUACAUACGGCUCUCAAUGACCAGAAACCACAGAAGGAUAAAAAGUCUCAACAAGUGGAGCGCCGUCACCCCUCCAGCUCGUUUGUCGACAGCGUCAUGAUUGCACUCACAACAGAGACACUUCCUGGAUCAGACAUGGCCGACCCACCGUGUGAAACUUUGUUUAGUGAGACGAGCGCCUUCACCCGCAUCACGCCUAGAAAGAAAAGUAACGCAGCAGAGUUUGACCCCGAGGAGGUUCAGAGCAGCGUGGUGGAGCUGCUGGUUGAUCUGGGCAGCACCGUCACAGAGCUGAUCAGCAACACGAAGCUGCUGCAACAGCGCAAAGACGCUCAGCUGGAGGAGCUGCACCACACCAUCUCUGGCCUGCAGGUGGAGCAGCAGGCUGCAAGCAACAGACAUGAAGCCGAGGCGUCUGCGCUGAAGCUCCAGCUCAGCCGUCUGAACAGCCUGUUUGAGAGAGGAAAUCAGGCGCUGCAGCAGAAAGCUCUGGAUGAGAAGACUGUGACAAAGUUGAUGUCAGAAGUUCAAGACACCCGGGAAAUUCUAAAUAAACACAAGACUGAGAGCAAUGAACUGCGGAAGGAGGUGGUUGAGCUCCGUCAUUCUCUGAAGCAGUCACAGGUGGAGGCUCAAUACCUGCGGCUGGAGUUGAGAAAAGCUGGUAGCCAAUCGGCUAACCCGGCACAACUAAUGGAAGAAAAAAUCAAAUUGUUGAAAGAGGUGGAGACACUGAAGUUGAGUCUUCAGAAAUUGGAGCAGGGCAGAGUUAAGCUCCUUGAGAGAGCAAAAAGACAUCAACUCAUCCAUCAGGCCAACCAGCAGAAAAGUGAAAAUGAGCUCCAGAUGUUGAACAAAAUGAUCAAUAAAGUCAGAGAGACUUUGCUGUCUUUGCCGGUGGUCGUGAAGAAUUGUGAACAACUCCAACAGCUCGUUUCAUAUAUCGGCUGACAUGUUUGUUAUUGUAACCUGUGUUCAUUGUAUUUAUAUCCAUGUUGUUUAAGCUUGUCCUGUCCUGGCUGUGUUUAUUCAUAUGUUUAGUAUGAUAUAUGAUAUCAAAUAAAUGUUUAAAAUAGGAUUAUCUUGUUGUGAUGUUUUUUUAUUUAUUUCAAGAUUAAAUGCAAUGACAACAA